AGUGGCAUUGAUGUCAGUUUGCCUUAUCUCCCGCAUUAAACGAAGAAACUUUGAACUUUAUGGUCAUCAACUCAUCCCUUGACCUCUCUUUAACGUCUUUAAUCUUUUAUUCUCUGUAACGUCUCUCCCUUUGGCCCUUCCCCUAUCUCUUCUUCAUCGGCCAAAGCUCUCUCUCCCCUCGAUUUGGGAUUAUUUCUAGGCCAAUUAGAACUUAGGAGCUAAAAUAGCUCAUCUCUUCUUCACUACGAUUUGGAGGCUUGUCUUUUUCACCUUAGUCCACCAUUGAAUUGUUUGGGUCCUGUUGUGUGAAGGCCCAAACCUCCUAUUCUUCUCCCUCCAAAAUCCAAGAAUAAAUUUUCCAAUUUGGAGUCUGGAAUUGGAAUCAGAAGCCCUAGCAUCUCCUAUGUAAAGUAUAAAUUGUCGAAUAUAUCGUUGAGAAUGGCGAUUUAUCGAGCAAGUUCAUGGCUUUCCAGAACCUUCUCUACCGUUUCUUCAUGCCCUCUACGUGUAUGUAUUGUCGGAAGUGGACCAGCUGGUUUCUACACGGCCGAGAAGAUGCUGAAAGCGCACCAAGAAGCACAGGUUGAUAUUGUUGACCGCUUGCCAACACCUUUCGGAUUAGUCCGCUCUGGCGUAGCACCUGAUCAUCCUGAAACUAAGGCUGUAAUCAAUCAGUUUUCCCGUGUUGCACAACAUGCACGCUGCUCAUUCUUUGGAAAUGUAUUUCUUGGAUCGUCCAUUUCUCUCUGUGAGCUCCGCAAGCUGUAUGACGUGGUUGUGCUUGCCUAUGGUGCCGAAAGUGAUAGAGUUCUUGGCAUUCCAGGAGAAGAUUUGGCCGGGAUAUACUCUGCUAGAGAAUUUGUUUGGUGGUAUAAUGGUCAUCCAGAUUGCGUAGGCCUUAAUCCUGACUUAAAGAGCACUGAUACGGCUGUAAUUCUUGGCCAGGGUAAUGUAGCUCUUGAUGUUGCACGUAUUCUUCUAAGACCAACUGCAGAAUUGGCGACAACUGACAUUGCAAGCCAUGCUUUGGCUGCUCUUGAGGAGAGCAAUAUAAGGAAGGUGUAUUUGGUUGGUAGACGUGGACCAGUCCAAGCAGCUUGUACCACUAAAGAGCUUCGUGAACUUCUUGGUAUUAGAGACCUGUAUGUUAAUAUACAGAAGGAAGAUCUUCUCAAAACCCCAGUAGAUGAGGAAGAGCUGAAGAAUAAUCGAAUUCAGAGAAGGAUUUAUGAGUUGCUUUCUAAGGCAGUCACCACAGGACCUUCUCACCCCAGUCCAGGACAACGUGAGCUGCACUUUGUCUUUUUUCGGAAACCUGAUAGGUUUUUACACUCACGUGAAAGAAUUAGCCAUAUAUCCGGUGUCCGCCUUGAGAAGACAGCUCUUCAUGGUGUUGAACCUGGAAAACAGAUAGCUGUGGGUAUCAAACAAUUUGAAGACCUUGGAUGCGGGAUGGUGCUAAAGAGCAUUGGGUACAAAUCAAAACCAGUUGAUGGCUUACCCUUUGAUAAUCAACAAGGUGUUGUUCCAAACAUCAAAGGUCGAGUUUUGAGAGAUACACAUGCAGAUCCUCAAGUGGUCGAAGAAGGUUUGUAUGUAUGUGGAUGGUUGAAGAGAGGGCCUAGUGGAAUCAUUGGUACAAACCUCUACUGUGCUGAAGAAACUGUUGCAAGCAUAUCCGAAGAUGUUGAGCGAGGAUUAUUAAAAGCAACUUCUAGCUUACUCAAGCCGGGUAGAGAGGGUCUUCUUCAGUUGCUGGACGAUCGUAAUGUCAGAGUUCUACCAUUUACUGCUUGGGAAAAGAUAGAUUCUGAAGAAAGAAGGCGUGGGAGCAUAAAUAACAAGCCCAGGGAAAAACUGGCAACAUGGGAAGAGCUGGUGAAAGUAGCUAUGGAGUAAUUUCAGACACCAAUAGUCCAAUGUACACUCUUUUUUCCGUUUUCCUCCUAAACUAGAAGAAGAAGAAUUUUUUAUUUUAUUUAAUUUUUAAAUAAAUGAAGCGUUGAUUCAAUUCAUUUGGGCAGUUCACUUUGUGCAUGAGCUACCAAACUUAAUUUUUAAUCCAUUUGAGUUUAUUUUCAUGA
Molecule: messenger RNA, 2084 nt
Organism: Humulus lupulus (European hop)
Lineage: Eukaryota; Viridiplantae; Streptophyta; Magnoliopsida; Rosales; Cannabaceae
Product: NADPH:adrenodoxin oxidoreductase, mitochondrial
Exons: 14
Coding region: 439-1899 (486 amino acids)
Molecular function (GO): oxidoreductase activity
Source: RefSeq, a predicted model, not a curated record